This is a messenger RNA of Paramecium tetraurelia, 852 nucleotides long. RefSeq lists its product as uncharacterized. Lineage: Eukaryota; Ciliophora; Oligohymenophorea; Peniculida; Parameciidae. Gene Ontology annotation, molecular function: water channel activity. Gene Ontology annotation, cellular component: membrane. The transcript has 3 exons. Gene Ontology annotation, biological process: water transport; transmembrane transport. The record is from RefSeq and is a predicted model, not a curated record.
AUGUCAGAAGAGAGGCUCUUACAAGAAGAAACUCUUUACUCACAUGGCCAAUAGUAUUCGUAAUAGAAGUAGAACUAAGGGAAUGUAGACGAGCAUUAAUUUGAAGUUUAGGAAAACGAGAAGGAUGAAUUAUUAAAGAAAUUAGAAGCGUUAGAAUCUAAAUUGAAAAAUACCAUAGACGACAAGCCUUAUAGUGAAUUGAUGAGGAUAUUAAUAUGGGAAGCAUUGGGAACUGCAUUUUUUGCUUAUGGGAUAGUGUGUUCAAGAGGAAAUGAUGUCAUGUUAAGUGUAUAUCUGUUUGGAGCAAUAUUUUUGAUCGGUAAGAUUACAGGAGGCCAUGUGAAUCCUGCGGUUUCGAUGUCAUUUUAUAGUUCGAAUGAGAUAAGUGCAUUUACGAUGAGAGUCUAUUGGGCAGCUCAAGUGGGUGGGGCAAUUGCAGGAGCUUUGGCUGCUUUUGUGAUAGUAGGAAGAGUCACCUCUCCAUACAUUGAGACACAGCCAAUUCAAUGGAUGGUGGCUGAUUUUUGCGGAGAAGCUUUGGGUACAUUUGUAUUUUGUUUGUUUAUUCAUAUUCAAGUGCACCCACAAACGUAAUUAACUGAAAACAACUUGAUAGGGAUUGGCAUUAUAGCAACUGCACUCUAUUUUGGUAGAAUAUUGACAUUUCAUACUGGAGGUUGUUUGAAUCCAGCGAUGGGAGUUGGAUUAGGUAUCUUCGAGUCACUAUAGGAUGGUAAUUGGGAUCGAUUGAUUAAUAUUUGGAUCUAUAUCUUUGGACCUCUUUCAGGAGCCUCUUUGGCUUCGGAGUUUUACAGAAGCGUUUAUGUAGGUUUAUUGCCUAAGAAAAAAUGA